UUUUCUUACCUCAAUGCAGCAAAGGAGAAUUUUGUACUUAAGCUGACAGAAUCAGUGCAGUUUCCCCAUCCUGACAUAAUCUCAAGCCAAGAAACUUCCUUGGAGAAAAGUAAGCCACAAGAGGGCGAAAUUAAUGUCUUUGGAGCUGAGAAAUACUUCAACAUGAAACUGGAUGAUGAAACUUCAGGAAGCAUGAAUUCUAAUAAAGGCAAGUUUGUGAAUGAGACCGUAGAGAACCGGGUUGAUUACAACAGGUUGAGAACAAAAGGAAGGAUUGGAACACCAAGUGAGAGUUCUGAAUCAAGUUGGAACAGCCAAGAUGCUUUAUUACCAAGUUCCUGGAGAAACUUAUCUUAUGGCAGACAAAAGAAAGUAAAUGAAAGAUGGUUCUUUCCUGGUUUUGGCUGCAAUAGAUCUUGUUCUGAUAAGAAAUCGGUUUAUAUUGAUACAAAUAUUAAUACUUGUCACAAUCCUAUCAUGUCGGAGGCAAGAAAACAAUCUCAACCGAGAUAUCCAGUGAAAGACGAGUUUCGCAGCCCAGGUUUUGAAAAAAUGAGUAUUGGUUCUAAUACAGAAGACUAUUAUGUACUACCAACAGUAAACUCUGGAGUGCACAACUUAAAAAUUAAAAAAGAAAAGCAGAAGAAAACUAUCCAAGAAGACCCAAGAAAAUCAUUAGAUGUGUUUGGAUCUCAUUCUCAUAUGCUAAAGAAAGAAGAUGUAGCAACAAAUUUAGAGAGGAUUUAA
This is a messenger RNA of Jatropha curcas, 747 nucleotides long. Its product is annotated as protein PHYTOCHROME KINASE SUBSTRATE 1-like. Lineage: Eukaryota; Viridiplantae; Streptophyta; Magnoliopsida; Malpighiales; Euphorbiaceae. The record is from RefSeq and is a predicted model, not a curated record. Gene Ontology annotation, biological process: phototropism.